AUGCCUCGGAUGCCUUCAACAAUACAUGCAAUGUUUUUAUGCACUUCUUGCCUGCAUGCUACGACUUUUGCAGCAGACGACGCUGUCCAAAGCUGGGAAUGUGUGACGAAGCGGCCGUGCCACAUCGAGUUGCACAACACCGAGGUGACGGCAGAGGACUUGCUUGUUUUCGAAGAAAAUGACCAGGUGACUGACGGAUGUCCACUCUGCUCCUCGUCUCGCUACGGCUUGUGCCCCUGGCUUACGACCGACACCGGCAUCGCCAAUGUUGUUCUUUGCGAGGAUGGCGGCUACAACGAGCAAUGGGCGUGCCAGCUUAACGGUCAAGGAAGUCGCAUCUUGUGCCCGCCGAACACGACCAUGUGCUCAAGCAGGGCUUGUGGAGGAGGAAUGGAUCAUUGCUGCGAUCCAGUUGUUCCAGACGACGACAUGACGUGCGUGCAUUCUUGGGGCCGGCGAACAUGCCCCUACACUGCAGUCACGGAGGACAACUCUGCCGAGCUGAAUGCAACUCACGGGCCUUGGAUUCCAGGCACGUAUAGUGUGUGUCGCUGCAGCCCUUCGCAAAUGGCGUCCCAGCGUGUGGCGGAACUGGUUGGGAAGCUGCAAAUCCGAGGGCCAGGAUUCGAGCGGAUGCAUCAAUGCGUGUCGGGGGAGUCCAGGUGCCGCUUCUCUAGCCCUGGUGGCUUCGGACUUCUUUCCCUCAGGACAUCUUUGGUCCAGGCAACGACGGCCGCAACCUGCUCGUCCGUGGCGAAUACGUCCUCGGCCUUUGCUAACAACUUCCGGUUCAGCUGGAACAGAAAUUGGAGCAAUCCGUACGUUCACGGCGAGGACAUGGAAGCCGUACAGCAGUGGAUCAGUGAGCAGAACCCUGGAGUGUAUCGUUUGUGUUGGUGCGAAAACAACACAGUCGGCGCCUGCGAGUCUCUCUCUGACUUCAAUGCCUCCGCAGGGAUGCUCACCUUGCGGGGGCCCACGAAGCACGAGAUGACAAGGAUUGCGACCAUUGGCGAGCCGUUUACUUUUGCGACAUCCGGGGUGUGGAUUACGACCCAGAGUGUCAUGCGCCUGCAACGCGACUGCGGUCGUGAACCCGACGUGGUGAUGAAGGAGGCGGUGGCGGAAGUUGCAUCUGGAGCCGAUCUGUCAUACAGGUUCGGGCUCAUGUCUGAAGCCAGAACACCUGCUGGUCGCUACAAGCUCUGUUGGUGCCAGCCGCAGUUUCAGAGCGUGCCACCUUCUGCCUGCACGGCAGCACAGGAGUUUCUCACAUUCGUUGCAGAUGUUGCCGUGAUCUGUCCUUCUGGACAGCACGGCAAGGACUACGAGCCGUGCCGUGGCUGCCCCUGGUUCUGGCAGCAGCCAAACAGGUUACGAGAAGAGUGCAUCUUCAACGAUGCGACGAAUUUUCUCCUGGUCAUGGCAGCAGGGAUUUGUUACCUUUGUGGCUGGGUGGUGCUCUGGUACGAGCUGGGGGUCAUUGCAGGAGGGCCCGGCGGCCGACGUUGCAGUCUGGCCGGGCGGAAAGUGCGCAUUGAGGACAUUUCGUCCUGCCCUUCCACGAGUGGUGAGUGGUCUGCGAUCGUUACAACGACGACUGCUCACCGUUUGUCGAACCGCUUCGGCACCUUCCCUAUCCAUUUCUACAAGACAGGUCAUCACAUGCUCGACUCGCCCACAGAGGCCUGCCUGUACCGGGCACGGGCACUUUCAACUCGCGCCCUUCAGCUUUUGGAUGCGAGGGGCAAACCGGUGCAGGGUGCAGACACCAGCCACGGCUUCUUUGUGCUGUCCUUUUUUCGUUCCACCCUCCAUAGUGACGUGAUUCCUCGUGUUCCUGUUGCCGUGGCCGCCCCGAUGCUGAUCUUAUGCACACCACCAUUGCUGGUCUUCGUCAGUGAGGAAUACGAAAUUCCGUACAGCCAUUCCUUUGGUGCUGCUGCAGCACUGGGGGGAUGCCUGGUGGGCUUUGUGAUCUCAAGAUUGUUUCAACUUCUGAUCCCGAAGGACCCGUCGAUCUGGUACUCUCUGGUGCGAUUUCAGGAGAAGCUGCGGGAGCGCAACCCCGUCCCUGCACCAUGCGACAAGGGGCCGCAGCGUGCUCUGACAGCUUUCCAGAUCUUUGACUUUAUGAACGAAUUUCAGCACUACAUCAGAGAUCGAAACUUGUAUUAUAUUGAUUCGAACAUUGUUCGCCCGUUGACCUCGGAGCUGCAGCUGUCCUUGGCAGAAGUUCUGGGGCCCUGUCAGACCGUCUGGUUUGUCUCGCAUUUUUGGGGAACGAGAUUCACCUACACCUGCGACGCUCUCAGGCGGCAUGCCGAGGCAGUCGUAAUUUCCGAACAUGCAGUAACCCCGUCGUGGGAAUCUGUGUCUUACUGGAUCUGUGCUUUCAGCAACAACCAGUACUUCAUCGAUGAGGAGUUAGGCACGAGUCACUACGAAUCCUCCUUUUACCUGGCCCUACACAGCAGCUGUGUUCAGGGUACUUGCAUGAUCUUGGACGAGCAUGCCUUGCCACUGACCCGAUCUUGGUGCCUCUUCGAGGUGCUCCAGACGAUGAAUCUGGCGAAGAAGCGCGCCGACUUCGUGGGCCUUCAGUUCUGCACGAACACGGGUGUUGUCAAUUUCGGCCGUGCAACAACCGAGGUUGCCCUAAACAUCGGCAAGCGCCUGGCGCACCUGUCCUUGGCGGAUGCGGAUGCUACACACAGUCAAGAUCGAGACACCAUCAAGUCGCUAGUGAUUCAGGAGAUGGGAAGCUUCGAUAAGAUUGACAUGAUCCUUCGGGCACAGAUCAAGAAAGCUUUGGUUGUGUCGAAGGGGUUCAUCGAUGAUGACUUUGACCUGCUGUUCCAACAUCUUGAUCCUGGGCUCACGCGCGUGAGUCUUUGA
Messenger RNA from Symbiodinium sp. CCMP2592, 2898 nucleotides. The record is from the annotation of a GenBank genome assembly. NCBI's taxonomy places the organism in Eukaryota, Dinophyceae, Suessiales, Symbiodiniaceae.